CACAUAAAGCUUAAAAGUUUUUGAUUACUAAUGCAACCAUGCAUUUUGACGUUUUGUUUUGUAUUAUCUUUUAUGCUAUUGUACUAAUUUGUUAUAUGCCAAUAAAUCAUUCUUUUUGGUUUAACCUUCAAACUGAUAGCACGUGCACGGUGCUAUACUGGUGACCCCGACGAAGCGGCAGAACAUACUGGCUACCCCCACAAGUGAGAAAUCUUUCGAAAAUAAAAAUAUGCUCAACGACGAGCAAGAGACACCGGCUCCAGAGCAACAGGCACCAAUGCGGGUGGACACGCUGGACCAAGGGAAAGUUAAGCUCCCAGAUUUCGUUGAGGAACAUACCGACCUAUGGUUCUGGCAAGUCGAGGCGGCAUUUGAAGCAGCAGGUAUCGUGUCCGACAGAAAACGAUACUAUACCAUAAUUGGACAACUGCCUACGCGCGUUAUGUACAAACUAGCUGAUUUCCGUACCAAUCCACCAGCACGCAACGAAAUGUACGAAAACCUAAAGGCUCGAAUCAUUAACGAGUUUGCCGAUAGCACACAGACCAAACUAACAAAACUCCUCAGCGACUUAUCACUCGGUGACCGCAAACCGUCACAGUUGUUAGCCGAAAUGCGGACAAGGGCCGCAGCUACACCGGUUACAGACGAGCUCCUAAAGCAGUUAUGGCUCCGGAAUCUGCCUGAACAAAUACGCGCAAUUCUAUCCGCAGACGAGCACAUAACAUUGGUCAACGCAGCAACGAUGGCCGAUCGUAUCAUGGAGGCUACUAAAGACAGUAACUCAUUCAUACACGCCGUUCAACAAAGCCCUCAGCAGACAGUAAACAAACACCCACAGCAAAGCGCCGGCAAUGAACCUGCAAGUCAAGCAAUUCUAGAAAUGCAACGCCAGAUCAAUGCGCUCUCACGGGAUCUCCGAGACAUCAAAUGGCCACGCCGCGACAACCAACGAAGACCAACACCUACACGAUCGGGUUCACGAAGUCGCGAACACCACGACACAUGCUGGUAUCACUACAAAUACGGGACGAGCGCUCGUAAGUGCAGGCCACCAUGCAAGUUUGACCGUACGGCCGGCAGCACACAGGAGGACCCAAAAAACUAG
This is a messenger RNA of Zeugodacus cucurbitae (melon fly), 1108 nucleotides long. RefSeq lists its product as uncharacterized. The transcript has a single exon. The coding region runs from base 230 to 1108 and encodes 292 amino acids. NCBI's taxonomy places the organism in Eukaryota, Metazoa, Arthropoda, Insecta, Diptera, Tephritidae. The record is from RefSeq and is a predicted model, not a curated record.